CAAAUUAUAUCUAUAUCUAUAUCUAUAUCUAUAUAUAGUCGCUUAGUUUACACCUCACAUUUCCCUUUCUCUCUCUCUCUCCAGAUUGAUUCGUGUGGUUUCAUUGUCAUGGCUACCCAAGGUCAGGUUAUCACCUGCAAAGCUGCGGUUGCUUGGGAACCGAAUAAGCCUCUGGUGAUCGAAGACGUGCAAGUGGCUCCGCCGCAAGCCGGCGAAGUCCGAGUCCAGAUUAUGUUCACUGCACUCUGUCACACUGAUGCAUAUACUUGGAGUGGCAAGGAUCCCGAGGGUCUAUUUCCAUGUAUUCUUGGUCACGAGGCUGCGGGGAUCGUAGAGAGUGUUGGUGACGGUGUAACUGAAGUUAAGCCAGGAGACCAUGUCAUACCUUGUUACCAGGCAGAAUGCAGGGAAUGCAAGUUUUGCAAAUCCGGAAAGACAAACCUCUGUGGCAAAGUUAGGGCAGCAACUGGAGUUGGAGUCAUGAUGAAUGAUCGGAAGAGUCGUUUCUCAAUCAAUGGAACUCCUGUAUAUCAUUUCAUGGGAACUUCAACAUUUAGUCAGUAUACUGUUGUCCACGAUGUUAGUGUUGCAAAGAUUGAUCCAAAGGCUCCUCUGGAUAAAGUGUGCCUUCUCGGUUGUGGUGUUCCAACAGGGCUUGGAGCAGUUUGGAACACAGCGAAAGUAGAAUCAGGUUCCAUUGUUGCUAUUUUUGGCCUUGGGACUGUCGGCCUUGCAGUGGCAGAGGGUGCAAAAGCCGCUGGUGCUUCACGAAUAAUUGGCAUUGAUAUUGACAGCAAAAAGUUUGAUAGAGCAAAGAAUUUUGGAGUCACUGAAUUUGUGAAUCCAAAGGACCACGAGAAACCAAUACAGCAAGUUAUCGUUGAUCUUACGGAUGGUGGUGUUGACUACAGUUUUGAGUGCAUCGGGAAUGUCUCCAUAAUGAGAGCUGCCUUGGAGUGCUGUCACAAGGGCUGGGGAACAUCAGUUAUUGUGGGUGUAGCAGCAUCUGGUCAGGAGAUAUGUACUCGUCCAUUUCAGCUGGUGACCGGUCGUGUCUGGAAAGGAACCGCGUUUGGAGGUUUCAAGAGCCGUUCACAAGUACCUUGGCUAGUGGACAAGUACAUGAAGAAGGAAAUCAAGGUUGAUGAAUACGUCACUCACAAUUUGUCUCUCCCGGAGAUCAACAAAGCUUUCGAUCUGAUGCAUGAAGGGGGUUGUCUUCGCUGCGUUCUUAAGACUGAUGCAUGAGGUGAUGAAUGAAGUCCUAUGUUAAAUACUUCACCUUGUUAUUACCUUGUGUGCUGAACCUUCUUUCGUCUUUAUAAUGAAGUCCUAUGUUAAAUACUUCACCCUGUAACCUUGUGUGCUGAACCUUUCGUCUUUAUAAUAACUGUAAAAGAUCCAAAUGCCUGCUUUCUAUAACAAAGUUGGGAUGGUUUGGACGUGGAAA
Messenger RNA from Cornus florida, 1450 nucleotides. RefSeq names its product alcohol dehydrogenase class-3. The transcript has 9 exons. The coding region runs from base 109 to 1248 and encodes 379 amino acids. Gene Ontology annotation, cellular component: cytosol. NCBI's taxonomy places the organism in Eukaryota, Viridiplantae, Streptophyta, Magnoliopsida, Cornales, Cornaceae. Gene Ontology annotation, biological process: formaldehyde catabolic process. Gene Ontology annotation, molecular function: S-(hydroxymethyl)glutathione dehydrogenase [NAD(P)+] activity; zinc ion binding. The record is from RefSeq and is a predicted model, not a curated record.